CAGCGCUCUCCUUCAGGCUUCCUAAAACAGCAAAUAGAGAAGUGACGCUCGCGUCUUCCACGAAUCCCCAGUGGAGUCGCUUUCAGUCCCUCCACCUCGGCGUCGACUUAUCGCUUCCAGUCAUUUGCCCCUCCCCUUCGGGUUCUCACACGGCGGCGGCAACCUCGGCCUCCACCUCGCGUGCUAGCACACACACACACGGCACGCUCACGCAUACCGCGCAGGCAGGCAGUGGCACUCGCAACACAGCCACGGCCGUUCCACCAGGCAUGGCACAGGGCUCUACUUCAUUAUGGCAGCCGCGCGACACAGCACUCUCGACUUCAUGCUCAGCGCCACAGCUGAUUGUAAUGCCAUUUUUAAAAGUCUACAAUCCAUCUUCCAAAAGGAGGGAAUGACAGAAACUAUUCAUAACUGGGAAAAUCAUGGUUACCUAGCAACAUACGUCAAUAAAAAUGGCUGCUUUGCGAAUCUGAGAAUUUAUCUUCAUGGUUUGGUUUUGGUUGAUGUACAGAGUUGCAAUGAUUUGAAUGAGAGAGAAGAAACAGAACAGCUUCUAAAUAAAGUAGAAGAAAAAAUGAAAGAAUUAUUUCAUAAAAGUAUCAAAAGGAUAAAGCGCUUGCCAGUCAUUAUGAGAGGGGAUGCAAUUGAUAGAUACUGGCCUACAGCAGAUGGGCGAUUGGUGGAAUAUGACAUAGAUGAAGUUGUAUACGACGAAGAAUCAGUUUAUCAGAAUAUUAAAAUUUUACAUUCAAAACAAUUUGGAAAUAUUCUUAUCCUCAGUGGGGAUGUUAAUCUGGCAGAAAGUGACCUAGCAUAUACAAAAGCUAUAAUGGGGAGUGGAAAGGAAGAUUACACCAACAAAGAAGUGCUCAUUCUUGGAGGUGGUGAUGGAGGAAUAUUGUAUGAAAUUGUCAAAUUGAAACCAAAGAUGGUCACCAUGGUAGAGAUUGACCAAAUGGUGAUUGAUGGGUGUCGAAAAUACAUGCGUAAAACAUGUGGAGAUGUCUUGGACAAUAUAAAAGGAGAAUGCUAUCAGCUCUGGGGCUGCAACCCAGGACUUGGCUGGCUGGAUGAAACCACUCGCCAGGUACUAAUAGAAGAUUGUAUCCCAGUCCUGAAGAGAUAUGCCAAAGAAGAAAGAAUGUUUGAUUAUGUAAUUAACGACUUGACAGCUAUUCCAAUCUCCACAUCUCCAGAAGAAGAUUCUACAUGGGAGUUUCUACGAAUGAUUCUGGACCUUUCAAUGAGAGUCUUGAAACCUGAUGGAAAAUAUUUCACCCAGGGAAAUUGUGUCAACCUCACGGAAGCCUUGUCUCUCUAUGAAGAACAACUUGGCAGAUUAUAUUGUCCUGUUGAAUUCUCAAAAGAAGUUGUAUGUGUCCCUUCAUACAUGGAGCUAUGGGUAUUUUAUACUAUUUGGAAGAAGACUGAUAUUUGAAGCUGAAAGACUCCUCUACACAUGCUGCAUGAAAUGUGUAGGCUUGCCACAUGCUUUGUCUUGGCAUCUUGACUUUAAAUUAUAUGCUGUAGAUUAUUUUGAAACUUAACCACACUAUCAGUUAAUAAUUCUUUAAAUGGUUUUUAUUACUUUAAAAGCAAAUGCACAAUGUAUAUUUUGAUGAACUAGUAUGUUAUUUCUUAAAGUUAACUUAGCUGAAUUAGCAGCAAAAUUGUAGCUGCUGAAUGCACUGAACCUUUAGAAUGUGAUCAUUUUAUUAUGUUUAUUUUAGAACUUUGAACACCAGUUUUAAAAGUCAAUAUUAGAAUUUAGUGUGAUUUAAUGUGAAUUUACUGUAGAUU
Thamnophis sirtalis is the source of this 1803-nucleotide messenger RNA. It is a transcript of the gene SMS, whose product is annotated as spermine synthase. Lineage: Eukaryota; Metazoa; Chordata; Lepidosauria; Squamata; Natricidae. Gene Ontology annotation, molecular function: spermine synthase activity. The record is from RefSeq and is a predicted model, not a curated record. Gene Ontology annotation, biological process: spermine biosynthetic process.